GGCGGAGUUUCUGAUUUGACUGAUUCACGAGUUCCACACGAUCGUAUCGCAGUCACAAUACGGUUCGUGGAAAUGCAAAAUUUACACUUCAACAGGUGAUUGUGCCAGAGAACGUCCGAAAAUUCAUAUAUUUUUUUAAAUCUCGGACUAACCAAGAAUGCCGAAAAAAUUCGUAGGCGAGAACAGCAAGGCUGUAGUGGCUCGAGCUCGAAAAGCAGCCGCGAAAGAAGCUGAAAACACAAAAAAAGCACAAGAAGCCGAAGACAGAGCCUGGCAGGAUGACGACAAACAACUAUUAAAGAAAAAACAAAAGCAGGAGGAACAGGAGAAAAAGCGUCUAGAACAACUGCAAAAGAAAGCAGAUGCUAAAGCUCUGUUGGAGAAAGAAUUGUCUACAAUAAAAAUAGGUGGAAAACAACCUUUGGCGAAAUUGACCAGAGCGGAAAUUAUGGCAGAAACAGAAAAGCGGAAUCAAGUCGCUGGAAAGAAGAAAGAAGAAGAAAAGCCGAUCGAAGAAAAUCUUAAUAGAAUCAUCCUCGAGGGAGAAACGGCUCAUGGAAUCGACGAAGCUCUUUCAGUCUUGAGUGUCAAGUCCGCAGAAGUGGAUAAACAUCCAGAAAGAAGAGUUAAGGCUGCUUAUACGGCAUUCGAGGAAAGGAUGAUGCCGAUAAUUAAAGAACAAAAUCCAACAUUGAGACUCAGUCAGUUAAAACAAAUUCUAAGGAAGGAAUGGAUGAAGUCUCCCGAUAAUCCGCUCAAUCAGCGACUUUUGAACAGCUAGUCUCGAUCCCAUUCCUUGGACAGAAAUCGUACUCAGAAGCGACUGACUAACUUUCCUCUCGGAAUUAUCGAUCUAACAGGCUGUAAUGUCAUAGUCCUUUCGAAUCAUUUCAGGAAACUCAGUUUUUGUAAAUUAAUAAUUUAUAAUUUAUUAGUCAGUGCUGUAAGAUCGUAAAGUAUAAACAUUAUGCAAAUCGUCUUUGGUACAACUUACAACGUGCGCACUUCGAGGCAUUUUAUAUAAGUAUUUUAAGUCUAGAUUUCUAGAUCGAAGGUGUGUUUUCACGGGUUUCGUCACACAAAGUUUCCAACUAGGUUGAGGAACUGAGUGUCAGUGUUUUAGUUCGGAAUUCUAAAUGAUUUCGCACGCUUGUAAAAACAGGAUAUUAAAAGGAGUAUUAUAUCAGAUCGUAUAAAAAAAUAUCUAAACU
Molecule: messenger RNA, 1211 nt
Organism: Belonocnema kinseyi
Lineage: Eukaryota; Metazoa; Arthropoda; Insecta; Hymenoptera; Cynipidae
Product: coiled-coil domain-containing protein 124
Exons: 4
Coding region: 158-781 (207 amino acids)
Biological process (GO): transcription by RNA polymerase II
Cellular component (GO): nucleus
Molecular function (GO): transcription coactivator activity
Source: RefSeq, a predicted model, not a curated record